Molecule: messenger RNA, 667 nt
Organism: Myxozyma melibiosi
Lineage: Eukaryota; Fungi; Ascomycota; Lipomycetes; Lipomycetales; Lipomycetaceae
Product: chaperonin 10-like protein
Exons: 3
Coding region: 138-455 (105 amino acids)
Cellular component (GO): mitochondrial matrix
Molecular function (GO): ATP binding; protein folding chaperone; protein-folding chaperone binding
Source: RefSeq, a predicted model, not a curated record
AGAAAGUUCUGCCAGUCAGGAAUUACAUAAGCACCGCGAUUCCUGAGCGCGACAUAAAUUUUACGGUCGGCCCUCGCGAAGUCUUGAUCUCCACACAAAGAACAGGUUCAAUUGCUUCUUCUUGCUCGCUCUCAAUAAUGGCCACCACUCUUCGCUCCAUCCGCGGACUCACCCCGCUGCUCGACCGCAUUCUCGUGCAGCGCGUCAAGGCUGAGAACAAGACCGCGUCCGGUCUCUACAUUCCCGAGAAGAACGUCGAGAAGCUGAACGAGGCGAAGGUGCUUGCGACCGGACCGGGCGCGUUUGAUCAGAACGGAAAGCUGAUGCCGGUGUCGGUCAAGGCUGGCGACCGGGUCUUGAUUCCGCCGUUUGGUGGAAGCACUGUCAAGGUUGGCGAUGAGGACUACAUUCUCUUCCGGGACCACGAGAUCCUCGCAAAGAUCUCCGAGGAGUAACCGUCUCGAAGAUAUAAAAUAUACGCACGCCACGACCUCGAAACGAAGAAAAGAAAAGAAAGAUCUAGGCACUGAAUCAGAAGGAAGAGCGUAUACGGAAUGAAGAGUACUCUUGAUGAACGAAGGGCACUCCUGAUUAACUAUAUGCCCUCUCUCCAGUUUGUAAUUAUAUACUUCUCUGCCUCUUGUAAUAUAUUCAUAUAACUAUAAAC